AUGUUCUCCGGAAACUCUGCCCUCUUGGUUGUCGUCUUGAGCAGCCUCUCACUCGCUCAAGCUGCCGGUGACAAUCCCCCCAACCCAGCCGGCCCUACCAUCCCCGCAUGCGCCGCUAACUGCAUGUCGAUCAAGAUCAAGGAAGCCGCCGCCUGGUUCGGCCAAAGCGCUGUAUCAUCCUACUGCACGGCCUCCUCCCAAGCCGGUGACGCCAGCGCUAUCUCCUCCUCAUCUGCUCUCCUCUUCACCGCCAUCUCCUCCUGCGCAUUCUCGCUCUUCCUCUGA
Molecule: messenger RNA, 285 nt
Organism: Puccinia graminis f. sp. tritici CRL 75-36-700-3
Lineage: Eukaryota; Fungi; Basidiomycota; Pucciniomycetes; Pucciniales; Pucciniaceae
Exons: 3
Coding region: 1-285 (94 amino acids)
Source: RefSeq, a predicted model, not a curated record